Messenger RNA from Python bivittatus (Burmese python), 1161 nucleotides. The record is from RefSeq and is a predicted model, not a curated record. Lineage: Eukaryota; Metazoa; Chordata; Lepidosauria; Squamata; Pythonidae.
CGCUUUCACAUUGUGUCUGUUUGUUUGUUUCAGGUGAACAAUUUUGUAAUUUUCCAGGGCUUUUUCAGCCACCAGCACGCUCCAGCGAGGAAGCUGCCUCUAAAACGUCCUGAAGGAGACAUAAAACCAUAUUCUCUGUCAGAUCGAGAAUUCCUGAAGGAAGAGGCUGAACCACCUUGGCCCUUCAACCAAUCUCGGGCACUGACCCGUUCUAGCAGCGUGGGGAAUUCUCCAGUGCGGGGCUGCCUCAAACCUUUCCUCAACGAGCAAGAGUUGCUGAAGAACCUGCGUCUCUGUCCCCCACAUGCAGCUGCCCAACAUCUGAUAAAUGGUGAUCCGAGCAACUUGCUUUCACAGAGGCGGAGAACCAGGGAGAGCUCUCAAAAGGACAUCUUGAUAGCUCGGAAGUGUUCCUACAGCCGCUUCAAGAACUCUGCCCAAAGUGCAGAAGACCCUGAGAAAAGAUCAAGUGAUGUAAAGGAUAGCCCUGAUUUAUCAAAAGCACCUCAGAGAUCAGAGAGCAGGCCAAAAAGCACUCCUCUGAGCAGUCCCCAUCAUCCAGAACCAAUGAUCAUUAGGCAGAUGGAAGAGACAGCCCAUGCUCCUGAAGAAUCUUCACAUCAGAUGAUGGACCCUCAAACUCUUGCUGAUCCAGCCAUUCUGGAAAGGACAAAGAACAUCAGUGCCUUAACAGUCUCUAACAACAAUGCCAUUUGCAAAAGUAAUCAUGAUGUUCCCAGGAUUUCUCUGCAGGUGAAUAAGGGCCAAAGCUCAUGGCAGAUGAAGCCACUGUGGAUAGUAGCGGGAGGUCCUUAUGAAGCCAAGUGGAUCCACCACAAGUAUAUGUAUCGCAAUACCAGACCUUGGUAAGAGAAAUGGACCAAAAUCGUGGCUGUUAAGUUGACUCAACAGAAAGUGUUGCCAAUAGGAAGUAGGAGAACAUUACCAACAGCAUUGGUAAAGUAUUAUAUAUUGAGUUCUUCCCUCUUCCCUGUUACUAGAUCUGACUAAGGUAGCUGCACAACUUUUUUUAUGUUCAUGUUGCCUUAGAUCAAACUAGAACUCAUUUAGUAUCACCCUCUCACUCACUCCUUACAUUGGGAUGGUGAAUCUGGCCUUCUAGGGCAGGGUUUCUUAAUCUUGGCAACUUUAAGACGCGUG